Molecule: messenger RNA, 864 nt
Organism: Phaeodactylum tricornutum CCAP 1055/1
Lineage: Eukaryota; Bacillariophyta; Bacillariophyceae; Surirellales; Neidiaceae
Exons: 1
Coding region: 1-864 (287 amino acids)
Source: RefSeq, a predicted model, not a curated record
AUGACUACUUAUUUUGAGAGGAAGACUCCCGUGUACUACUCGCCGGGCAAAGCAGUUGCACCUUCUGCCAUAGGGGACGCAUUUGCGCUUCCCGUUGGAGCUGAAGAACCGAAGCCAAAACGUCCUCUGUCAGCUUACAACUUCUUUUUCAAGAGAGAACGCCAGGAUAUUCUGAGAAAUACGCCAGUCCGGCCUCAAGGAAAGCCUCGACGCUCGCAUGGAAAAAUUGGCUUCGCCGACUUGGCGCGUACAAUUGCUGCUCGCUGGAAAGGGGCUGACCAUGCAGUCAAGGAUCAUUUUGAAAACAUGGCCAAAAUGGACAAGGAUCGCUAUGCACGAGAAUUGGAAGAUUGGAAGAUCAAUCAAGACAACCAGAAGCUCGUAGGUGAAAAGAGUAUUCCACAUUCAUGCUCUCCGUUCUCGCCGUACUGGGAGGAGACUCAAGGAGAUGACUUCGAGCCAAUCGAGUUUCAAAAGAGCACGAAGACCCCAGCAAAGUCUCGUCCGAUCAGCCAGGUAGUUACUCCCACGUUUACGACCAAGCAACCCUUAGGCCUCUCCUAUGCGUCUGACCUUGCCCGAAGUGAUCUCGGGUUCGGUGACUACAAUGGAACAGAGCAAUGGGCUUAUAGCGACCGGGUUUCAACGGUACGUCCCGAAAAGCUUCGAAACAUCGAAAUCGAUGAAGUUGAUUUUGUCAAUUCGUGCUCCCUUCCGCGCAUGGGCUAUAAGAACCCACGCGAAACCAUGCUUCGAUACACAAAUUUUUAUGAUCGACGCCGUCCCAGAUUUUCUGCAGUCUUUCAGGAGGAAGGAGACCGAUGGGAGGAUGAGCGCGCUCGUUAUCUUUCGUUUCAUCAUUGA